AUGAAGGAAUGCAAAGAAGAACUGGCCUUAACUGACAUUUACAUGGCUAGAGUGAGAAUGAAAAAGAGAUUUCGGCCAACUCCAUGCCUGACGACCUGUUUUGGAGUCGACUUCGGAAUUGAUGUCCUCGUAAAAGAAGAGAAUCUUUCCCCAACCGGCAGUUACUUUGACAGAGCAGUUCUAAACUCUCUCCUAGUUUUACCAGAGGAUCAGAAACGCCGAGGAGUUAUCACAGCAUCAGAAUGUAGGCCCUUCAUCCGAGCACUGUUCUAUUACGGGCCCAAACUCGGGAUACCCUCCUGUUUAUACAACAUUGUAUUUAAAGACAAAUUCCUGAUUAUCGUCAAUCCUUCUACAAACGCACUUAUAAUUAUUCAUUUUCUUAGUGACCACAGCCUCACCAUGCUAGCUGGCCUAGGUACCCUGGGGUUCGAGAUCCUAGAACAAUGUGACUGUAACUUGGACGCAGUUAUAGUUCCUGGGAGUGACGCAAACCUUCUUAGAGCGCUAAGAUAUUCUAUAAAAAGGAUUUUCCCUCAAAUUAAAGUAAUGGGCGUAAAAGUCAAGGAAAAAGAGUCUACAAGAGAUUCGACUGAUGCGCUAGACAAUGUACCUGAAAUCAGCGACGUGCACAUUUCAAGAACGGUCUUACGAGUUUUGGAAAAGAAAGGUUUCCUCCUUACUACGGAGGGUGUGUCAGGAAUGGCAGCUUUCUUAACCGGAAAAGUUACUCAGCUGAGAAAUGGACGGGUGGUGGUGGUAUUUUCCGAGUCCUGGUUACCCAGUCUUCUCCAGUUGGAACAGCUCAUCAAUGAAGGCCUGGCUAACGGUGAUAGAUGUCUUAGUGUCCCCACCCCUGUUGCAGGGGACGUACUCAUCGAGUAA
This is a messenger RNA of Pocillopora damicornis (cauliflower coral), 885 nucleotides long. RefSeq lists its product as uncharacterized. Lineage: Eukaryota; Metazoa; Cnidaria; Anthozoa; Scleractinia; Pocilloporidae. Gene Ontology annotation, molecular function: L-serine ammonia-lyase activity; threonine deaminase activity. The record is from RefSeq and is a predicted model, not a curated record. Gene Ontology annotation, biological process: L-threonine catabolic process; L-serine catabolic process.